GUAUCAGAACCCGCUUGUUCGGAGUGACGUUUGAACAUUUAACUACUAGGUUACGCCACCACUCAGAAGACACCAUAGGAACACAUCCUAUAAAAGCAGCAAGACGCCCAGCUUUGAAGUGUGGGAGUCCGGGUGGAGAAACCAAGGUUCAUCAAGAUGUGGAAAAUGAUGACAUUAUCGUUCCUCAUGUACAUCUUCACAGCAACACCUAUCAGGGUUCAGGUUGCUGCUGAUGCUGCUGUUGCCUGUGCUGCCUGCACCGAAAAAUAUAAACUAGCUGGAGAUACGGAAUGUCCAAAUUUGAAAACGUACCUUGAUUGUCUCGAAACUGCUGCGGGAACCACAGAUGGAUGCACACUUUCACCAGAAGAUGCCAAGGAAAUCACAGACGCUACUUGCACGUCAGGUUUGGAUCCACCCUGCCAAUGCCAAAAAGAGUUCUGGGGAAGCGAUCUAACUGACGACAAGGAAUGCGCGGCUCUGAAGACCUACAUCGGCUGUCUCAACAAAGACGCAACUAAAUUUACAUGUGAUGGUAGCACCUUAGCCUCUGUACUAGUUACCAAACCGCAGGGGAGGUCGGAUUCCAAGUGCAGUACCACCAGCACCAGCACCACCAUCACAACAACAACAAAAGGUUCCGGAGCUUCUCAACUGAGAGUGUACAGUGCCAUAGCUCUCUUUCUUCCCUUCGUCCUUACUGCAUUCCGACUUUGACCGACCCAGGAAUCGCACAAAACGCCUGCUUUCCAAACGUCUAUCGAGUGUCGUCGCUUAUUAACUGUCAAAUUAAUUACUCUGUACGAACAUCAUGCUUAAGACUCCAGAUAGAUGAAAACGUAAAAUUAUUAAGAAUGUUUGCGGUUUUGUUUUAAUCGUCAUUGCAAGAAUAUUGAUGUAUUUUUAGUGAUGACAUUUUCAAGUCUCUUAAUAUUGUGUGCAGUGCAAGAGCAGGUAAUUGUACAUAACUGUUAACUUAUUGGGUGUGAUAUGUACAAAUUUUGAAUUAAGAAAUGAAGCUGCUGCAAACUGACUAACGGGGGAAAAUCUCCAACGUACAUUUAGGCACGGCUGAAUAUGUUUCCUGGUGACUCGAGCCUCCCCAAGAGGAACACUGACGAUAGAAAAUGUCAUCAACCCUUUAGACACUUUGGCAGCAGAUCUGUCAAUUUGUGCAUGGUAUAAGUUUUGUUGGAUUAUGAAUUUACCUAUGUGAUUGAAGAAUAAUCCUCGAAUAAAAGUUAUUUGCAAUA
Messenger RNA from Haliotis rufescens (red abalone), 1253 nucleotides. RefSeq lists its product as uncharacterized. The transcript is spliced from 8 exons. Lineage: Eukaryota; Metazoa; Mollusca; Gastropoda; Lepetellida; Haliotidae. The record is from RefSeq and is a predicted model, not a curated record. The coding region runs from base 157 to 717 and encodes 186 amino acids.